Messenger RNA from Homarus americanus (American lobster), 633 nucleotides. RefSeq names its product 60S ribosomal protein L18a-like (gene RpL18A). The coding region runs from base 68 to 604 and encodes 178 amino acids. Gene Ontology annotation, biological process: translation. Lineage: Eukaryota; Metazoa; Arthropoda; Malacostraca; Decapoda; Nephropidae. The transcript has 4 exons. Gene Ontology annotation, molecular function: structural constituent of ribosome. Gene Ontology annotation, cellular component: ribosome; cytosolic large ribosomal subunit. The record is from RefSeq and is a predicted model, not a curated record.
AAGAAGAUAGUUCCCCAUGUGAGGCAGAGCACCGCGGGUGGUGGUCCUUCCACAACAGAGCGCCACCAUGAAGGCCUCCGGUCUGCUCAAAGAGUACAGCGUCAUUGGGCGCAAGCUGCCCUCAGAUUCAGACCUAAAUCCACAGCUCUAUAAGAUGCGCAUCUUUGCUCCAGACAGAGUAACUGCUAAGUCACGCUUCUGGUAUUUCCUCUCUAAGCUGAAGAAGAUGAAGAAGGCAAGCGGUGAAAUUGUUUCCAUUAACCUGGUUAUUGAACGUAAACCCCAAGUUGUCAAGAAUAUUGGCAUCUGGCUCCGUUAUGACUCUCGCUCGGGAACUCACAACAUGUACCGAGAGUACCGUGAUCUAACAGUGUCGGGCGCUGUCACUCAGUGCUACAGGGACAUGGGUGCUCGUCAUCGUGCCCGUGCUCACUCCAUUCAGAUCAUGCGGGUGGAAACUGUAUCUGUUGGCAAGUGCCGCAGACCACUAACCACUCAAUUCCACAAAUCCACAAUCAAGUUCCCAUAUUCAUCACAUACCAAGAAGAAGAAUAUGAAGAUGGAUCGUAUUACCUAUUGCAGACCAUCCCCCAAGACAUUCUAAUUGGGGUCCUAAAUAAAUGGUUAUUGGAA